UCAAAGGUCAUAUCGCUCGAGAGGAGGCACGGAUCCAAGAAAAUCGACCGAAACCAACAAAAACUCAAUUAAAACAUGUCACACACUAUCCUGCUGGUGCAGCCCACCAAGAGGCCAGAGGGAAGGACAUACGCUGAUUAUGAAUCUGUCAACGAGUGUAUGGAAGGUGUGUGUAAGAUGUACGAGGAGCAUUUAAAGAGGAUGAACCCCAACAGCCCAUCGAUAACAUACGACAUCAGCCAGCUGUUUGACUUCAUCGAUGACCUGGCUGACCUCAGCUGUUUGGUGUAUCGCGCCGACACACAGACGUACCAGCCGUACAACAAGGACUGGAUCAAAGAGAAGAUCUACGUGCUGCUCCGCCGUCAGGCCCAGCAGGCAGCGAAGUGAGAGGCCUCUGAGGAGGUGGAGGGUCGGGUGGGGAUGGUGGUGGAGGUAUGGAGGGGGAUCAAUAUCAUUUUUUCUUAUCAGUAACUUGUGUUCAGACCACUUUAAAUUGUUUUGAGAAGUUUUUGGCAAAGUUUUUAAAGUUUUUUUUUUUUCUCAUGGGGGAGGAGUGUUUUGUAUUGUAAUGUUUGACUUAUUAAUAAAGAUUUCCUUUCAAAACAAGA
This is a messenger RNA of Acanthopagrus latus (yellowfin seabream), 611 nucleotides long. RefSeq names its product enhancer of rudimentary homolog. The coding region runs from base 76 to 390 and encodes 104 amino acids. The record is from RefSeq and is a predicted model, not a curated record. NCBI's taxonomy places the organism in Eukaryota, Metazoa, Chordata, Actinopteri, Spariformes, Sparidae. The transcript has 4 exons.